Melampsora larici-populina 98AG31 is the source of this 2181-nucleotide messenger RNA. RefSeq lists its product as uncharacterized. The record is from RefSeq and is a predicted model, not a curated record. The coding region runs from base 1 to 2181 and encodes 726 amino acids. The transcript has 9 exons. NCBI's taxonomy places the organism in Eukaryota, Fungi, Basidiomycota, Pucciniomycetes, Pucciniales, Melampsoraceae.
AUGGCUAGAAAUGCCUCUAUUAAAGCAGGUGGCAGUGGUCGUAAAACACGCAGCAGCCGCAGUCAACAAGUUGAAUCCCAUCGCGAAUCCCAGGACGAUACAAAUCCAAAUACAAACAAUCCUUCAAAUUCACAGAAGAUUUCAAAAAAAAGAAAGAAUGAUAUCGUCGAUGAUCAACAACAAGAUGCUGAUUACACGAUAACUAUGCUAGAAACUUCGAAAACUAAAUCUCUUGAAAAGGUUGGAAUAAUGGUAGGCGCCAAAACCUCUCGAAACCGACUUCUGGAUCUCCUCUCAAAGCAUGUCACCAAGAAGCGACCUAGGAUAUCCAAUGAUCAACAGAAUCAGCCCGCGGCAACUGUGGAUACGACAACAGACAACAGUAUCAUAGUGGAGCAAGAAGAAGACUCACCAGAGGUUGAAGUCGAUUUUUCAAAUUUUGAUAUACCCGACUUGGUCAAAAUGAUCUCUGGCGUUGGGGUGGACAGUAGGGGGAUGGAUAAGGCUGAACUGGUACAGAACUGCAAAAUAUACCGAGAUCUAAUCAUUGUACCGCCGAAGCGCACCGUCGAUCUAAACACCUUCAAAAAAGGAGUCAAAUUCACGUUCCAAUCAGAUCCUCAAGCAUCAUGCCAGGCUGGUCCGAGCAAUUCAAACACACAAGAACUAACCGCAAGACCAACGGUACAUAUACUUCCCAGUCUUGAACACAGAAGAUUUGUACAUCCUCGACCAAAGCCAACAAUCUUGAGCACGACACCAGCUUCGUCCAACAAUAAAGGGAAGGAAAGAGAUAUGGAGGAAGGUGAUGAUGAUUAUGAACCGGAUCAGGAAGUCGGAGACGAUGAGGAAUCAGGAGACUGUAUUGAGACCAGUCGAGUACGAAAAGGGAGUAGAAGAAGUAGUAAAGAGGCGGGGGAUCAUCAAGAAGAAGGUUUGGGUUCAUCGGGGAUGGAUAGAGAGAAUACGACAAAAAACAAUAGAGAAAGACCAUCAUACGACGAGAACAGAGACUAUACAAGAAGUGAUGAUCCAGGUCACCCUUCUUACAACGAGAUGAAGCGUUUGUGGCAAAUCACAGACGAAAAGGUCAAUAGACUUACUGAUGAGGUGAAAGCUUUGACUCAAGUGGUGGAUAGACACGUGAAUGGAACUCCCGAGAAGAGGUUCCAAAAUAAGACCCGUGGUGGCCGUAUAUCAGCAUACAUCAGGUUUCAUAUUAGUGUGAUGCUCGGUCAAAAAUCAGACACGGACCCACUCCCACCACCCGCGCGCCCUGAAGAUAAAGACAAGUGGAUAUACGAGAAUGAUCUCGAUAGUGUUGAGAUCAAUGUUCAAGAUUUGCCCUUACACGACGAUGAAGAUGCUGAAGAUUCAAACCCAGAUGGUCCUGGACAUCCAGAUGCGUCUCCUCAACAAUUAGCAAUAAUCCGAAAAUUAAUGCAUUCGGUUGGUUUGGAAUCCUUUCGCCCCGAUUUUAGUCAAUCUGCACAAUCACUAGACAAUAAGUGGUUAUGGGAUAUUUCAGAGAAGAUUUUUCUUAAGUUGGCUGAAUGCGGCGAGUAUCCAGGAGUUCCCUUAGACGGCGAGGAUAAGGAGUUCAUCAAAAGAUACUUUAGUACCCAUUUUCAGAGCUUGAAGAAAAGAUAUCGUAAGGGGCAGUGGGAAGAAGAUCGUCAGAAGGCUGCAACUGACAUGAACAGGCGUACAACCAGGCUAGGUCGGCUCAAAACCGCUCGAAGAAAAAUUGUGCUAGCAAAUCAACGACUUUGGCCUCUCAUACCGAUUGUUGAAGCUGCUUGCAGUGAUGACGAAACUGAUACCGAAAGCUCUUCAAUCAAUUCUUCUCCAGGAGAGACAGGCUCAAUAAUAGUUCGGAAUAUCUCGUGGCGUAGUGGGGAGUUGGCUGGUGUAUGGAAACGCCUCGACAGCUGCCAAUCUCGUCAAAAAGACAGUCUUACCGCAUCCAACUCAUCUCCUAGAGGGCGUCGCUCCCGUCCUCGUCUUCGUAUGCAAAAUGCACCUGCAAGUAGGAUUUCGGUUCCCAAAAACCUCCCGACGGACUGCUACUCAAAAGACUUUUUGGAUAGUCUCACUUCCAAACAAAAAUCUCCACUCGAUAUCGAUCCUACACCUGUCUUACCUGCCAUACUUAUUGCCUUAGACACGCUUGGUUUCUAA